Messenger RNA from Stegostoma tigrinum, 3822 nucleotides. Its product is annotated as insulin receptor-related protein-like. Gene Ontology annotation, biological process: regulation of JNK cascade; positive regulation of MAPK cascade; protein phosphorylation. Lineage: Eukaryota; Metazoa; Chordata; Chondrichthyes; Orectolobiformes; Stegostomatidae. The record is from RefSeq and is a predicted model, not a curated record. Gene Ontology annotation, molecular function: insulin receptor activity; ATP binding; insulin receptor substrate binding. Gene Ontology annotation, cellular component: axon; insulin receptor complex; membrane.
AUGGAGACCCUGUCGACUUGCCCCCAGCUCUCGGCCACGGAGUCCCGAAGACCCUGCAGCUCCCUCUCCAAAUCCCCCACUCCCCCAGCAGGAGGCAGUGCCAACAGCGUUUUGCAGCUCGGUCCUCAGGCAUGUGUUCUCCUGCUCGAGGGCACCUACACCUGUAGAGUCUGUGGAAACUUGGACAUCCGGCAGGACAUCUCCCAGCUGAGGAAGCUGGAGAACUGCACAGUGAUCGAGGGGGACCUGCAGAUCCUCUUGCUGUUCAACACCAAAGCAGAGGACUUCCAGGGCCUGAGCUUCCCCAAGCUGGUCAUGAUCACGGAAUACCUCCUGAUCUUCCGGGUCUACGGCCUGCAAACGCUGCGGGAUCUCUUCCCCAACCUGAUGGUGGUCAAGGGGAUCAAUCUCUUCUUCAACUACGCUGUGGUCAUCUACGAGAUGCCCCACCUCCGCGAGAUUGGCCUCCAUCGCCUCACCAACAUCAUAAGAGGGGACGUGCGCAUCGAGAAGAACCAGGAGCUCUGUCACCUCUCCACCAUCGACUGGUCCCUCUUCUCAGCUCCGGGGGAGAGCGUCUACAUCUUCGGGAACAAACAGGUGGAGGAGUGUGGCGAUGUGUGCCCGGGGGCAAUGGGCGACGGCGAGCCCUGCGCUAUGACCAACUUCAACAGCCAACGGGAUUACCGCUGCUGGACGUCUACGCACUGCCAGAAGGUGUGCCCACCGGAGUGUGGAGGUCGGAGCUGUACCAAUGCGGGGGAGUGCUGCCACAGGGAGUGCCUGGGCGGGUGCCACCGUGCUGGCGAUAACCGAGCGUGUUUUGUGUGUCGGAACUACCACUCCAACGAGACCUGCCUGCCCAGCUGCCCCCCGGACACCUACAAGUACGAGGGCUGGCGUUGUGUGACCCGGCAGUACUGUGCCAGCCUCCACAAAACCUCCGAUAACUCCAAGGACUGGCUCCCCUUUGUUGUGUUCCAGGGCGAGUGUAUGCCCGAAUGCCCUUCCGGGUACUCUCGGGACACGAGCAGCAUCUUCUGCAGGAAAUGUCGAGGUCACUGCCCCAAGGUGUGCCACGUUGGCACCAAAACAGUUGACUCUCUUGCAGCUGCCCAGCACCUGGCAGAGUGUACGGUCAUCGAGGGGAACCUUAUCAUCAACAUCCGGGGGGGCAAUAACCUGGCUGUGAAGCUGGAGAAAUACCUGGGUCUGAUCGAGACCAUCACCGGGUUCCUGAAAAUCAAACACUCCUUCGCCCUGGUCUCCCUCUCCUUCUUCACCAACCAGCUGAUCCGAGGCGAUUCCAUGGUGGAAUGGGUAAGGGGGAACUACACCCUAUACGUUCUCGACAAUCCGAACCUGCAGCAGCUUUGGAACUGGAACCGGCACAGACUGAGUCCGCGAGGUCGCCUCUACUUCGCCUUCAACCCCAAGCUCUGCCUCUCUGAGAUCUACAGGAUGGAGGAGGUGACCGGGACCAAGGGGCGCCAGAACAAGGCGGAGAUUAACCCCCGCACCAACGGAGACCGGGUCUCCUGUAAGAGUUACGUUCUGAGGUUUAUCUCGAACAUAACAUACAUGGACCGGAUCCUGCUGCAGUGGGAACGAUAUGAGCCCCAUGACUACCGGGACCUGCUCAGUUUCAUCGUCUAUUACAAGGACGCACCCUUUCAGAAUGUGACCGAGGACAUCGGGCAGGACGCCUGUGUGUCGAAUAGCUGGACCAUGGUGGACGUGGACCACCCUCUGAACAAGGAGCACUAUCCCGAGGUGAUGCUCUACAACCUCAAGCCCUGGACCCAGUAUGCCAUCUUUAUCCGUGCCAUCACCCUCACCCUGUCGGAGACAAACAACCACGGUGCCAAGAGUGAGCUGGUCUACAUCCGCACCAACCUGCAGGUACCCGACUCCCCCACCGUGCCCCAGGACGUGGCGUCGAUGUCGGACUCCUCCUCGCAGCUGAUGCUGACCUGGAAGCCCCUUCAGCCCAACGGCAACAUCACCUACUACCUCAUUGUAUGGCAGCAGCAGCCUGAGGAUCGGGAGCUCUACGUCAACGAAUUCUGUCACAAAGGGAUGAAGCUGCCCACCAGUGUGGUAGCCAAUCACCCGGAUCAUUACGAGAAUUCCGGGUCCAAUGACAGCAAACCCGAGGCUGGCACCCGCUGCUGCCGAUGCCCAAAGACCAAGGCGCAGCUCGAGCUGGAGGCUGAGGAAACAUCAUUCCGCAAGAAAUUCGAGAACUUCCUCCAUAACUCCAUCUUCAUGCCACGGCACGUGUACGAAAAGUUUGGAGGCGCUAUCAUCAGUCGUCUGCAAGCUGGGAACCAUACUGCAGCAGUGCACACGACGUCGCUCGCUGGGAAUGGGUCAUGGACUGACACUAUCUAUUUCUACGUUCCCACGUUCCCCCCUGAGAAGAAGUACACAGAUUUCCUGAUGGUCCUGACGAUGAUGCCCAUCGUGGUGCUCGUCACCAUCCUGUUCCUUGGGGCUUUUGUCUACGCCGACCAUAAAAAGCGAAUCAAUGGGUUCCUGAAUGGGACCCUCUACAUGUCGGUAAAUCCGGAUAUUUCAACCCAGCGACACCCACCCCCACUUCCAGUCAACUCGCCCCCCUACACCCCACUGCCUCCUACAGACCACUGCCCCUACCAGUCAAAUCUGUACAUCGCUGAUGAGUGGGAGGUUCCCAGGGAGACCAUCACCAUUAUGAAGGAGCUGGGCCAGGGGUCCUUUGGGAUGGUGUACGAAGGAAUCGCUAAGUUAGGUGGAGACGGUGAGACACAGACGCGAGUCGCCCUGAAGACGGUGAAUGUGACGGCGAGCCGACGGGAGCGCAUCGAGUUCCUCAAAGAGGCGUCAGUCAUGAAAGCUUUCGACUGUUACCACGUGGUGCGUUUGCUGGGGGUGGUGUCGAAGGGGCAGCCCACUCUGGUCAUCAUGGAGCUGAUGGCCCGGGGAGACCUGAAGAGUCACCUUCGCUCUCUGAGGCUCGGCUCUGAGUGCAUGAGUGUGGGCCGAGCCGUGCUGGGGCGGCCCACCCUGAAGGACAUGAUGCAGAUGGCGGGGGAGAUAGCAGACGGAAUGGCCUACCUCAACGCGAAGAAGUUUGUCCACCGGGACCUGGCCGCUCGUAACUGCAUGGUGUCCGAGGACCUCACGGUGAAGAUCGGGGACUUUGGAAUGACACGGGAUAUCUACGAGACGGAUUAUUACAGGAAAGGAGGAAAGGGGCUGCUGCCCGUGCGCUGGAUGGCACCAGAGUCCCUCAAAGAUGGAAUCUUCAGCCCCCACACUGACGUUUGGUCGUUCGGUGUGGUGCUCUGGGAGAUUGUCACCCCUGGCUGAACAGCCUUACCAGGAAUGUCCAACGAACAGGUUCUGCAUUUCGUUAUCAACAAUGGCACACUGGAGACCGAAACCUGUCCCGACCGGCUGCACGAGCUAAUGCAGCUGUGUUGGUGCCAGAAUCCCAAAUCCCGGCCGACGUUCCUGCAGAUCCUGGACCAGCUGACGGACGAAAUGAGGCCGAAUUUCCGGGACGUCUCCUUCUACUCCUCCAGCCGGGACUCCCAGCUCCAGGAGGCGGGGCCCGGCGGGACCCCGGGCGGGAGAUCGGAACGGUCUCCGCCCUCGGAUGCCGCAGCCCCGGAACCUCGGAGCAGACGGGCACAGUCCCCCCGAGAGCAAACCAGAUUCCAGCCAACUGAACGGCCAGCUGGGAGCGCCUCCAUCCUGGGGACACAGCCCGGGGAUCCGGUACAGUCGGAACUCAGCGUUCCAGUCCAGGCCAACAGCAGUGAUCUAGAACAAUGA